GUUAUGGUAUUGCUACUCCAAAGGGUUCACCUUGGCGUGAUAAAAUUUCUCUAGCUAUUUUGGAAUUACAAGAAAAAGGCGAUAUUCAAAUGCUGUAUGACAAAUGGUGGAAAAAUACUGGUGAAACUUGCAUAAGAAAUCGCAAUAAUAAAAAAUCUAAAGCUAAUGCUUUAGGCCUUGACAAUAUUGGUGGAGUUUUUGUAGUUUUAAUUGUUGGCAUUGGAUUUGCUAUUUGCGUUGCAAUGUUUGAGUUUUGGCAACAUUACAAAUUUCAACAAAAAGAGCUGGCCGAAUUUCUGUCUCGACCACCCGAUGAUGAUCUACAAAAAUCUCAACAAUACGUUGAUGUAGAGCAUAAUAUUAAAGUCACUUCACAUCAGGAAUACCAUUAUCAGUCCCACCAAUAUAUCACGCAGCCUGUGCAACAUCAGCGUUCACUAUGGAUUGAAAUGUUUGAUGAGUUUCAUUAUGCCCUGCGUUGUAUGGAUAGACGUCAGAGACCAGCUCUAAAACGGCGUUGUUCACAAUGCCAUUUGUUUAAGUCAGUGACACGUAAUGAUAUUAUUGCAACUACAGAAGCAACAACAACAAUCAACAGCAUUAAUAAAAGAAGAACUAAGCAAACAAUAAAAACAACUUUAAAAUAAUAAUUUUACAUUUUCAUUGUAAUAUUUUCUCACGUAAAAAGCAAAUAAAAACCUAUGAGACAAACAAAUUAGA
Molecule: messenger RNA, 720 nt
Organism: Lucilia sericata (common green bottle fly)
Lineage: Eukaryota; Metazoa; Arthropoda; Insecta; Diptera; Calliphoridae
Product: glutamate receptor 3.3-like
Exons: 2
Cellular component (GO): postsynaptic membrane; plasma membrane
Molecular function (GO): signaling receptor activity; ligand-gated monoatomic ion channel activity
Source: RefSeq, a predicted model, not a curated record